Messenger RNA from Manis pentadactyla (Chinese pangolin), 1522 nucleotides. RefSeq names its product vomeronasal type-1 receptor 1. Gene Ontology annotation, biological process: G protein-coupled receptor signaling pathway. Lineage: Eukaryota; Metazoa; Chordata; Mammalia; Pholidota; Manidae. Bases 356 to 1318 code for a protein of 320 amino acids. Gene Ontology annotation, cellular component: membrane. The record is from RefSeq and is a predicted model, not a curated record. The transcript is spliced from 3 exons. Gene Ontology annotation, molecular function: pheromone receptor activity.
UCCCAUGGACUUUGAAUGUCCCUUAGCCACAAGAUUCAUGCUUUAAAUGUGUGUUGAAGCCCUGAACAAAAGUGACAGCUGAGAUUGGCUAUUCAUCUGCAUCACUCCGGAUGUUCUCUCUCACUUUACUCAUUCACUGUUUCUUCUUUCCCUUUCAGGACCCAAUUGCUGUCCUGCAUGGAGACGAAUCAUAUUUUGGAGACAAAACCUUAAAGAUGCUGUCACUGCAAUUACAGGUGACAUGAUGAUCACCAGUCAGCAGGGAGGUGAGAUCAUGGCACCCCACACCUUUAUCUCUGGGUUCAGCCGCUGACAGGCCUCGGAUGCUGUCCCUGCCCCGCUGUCUGGAUGACAAAUGCCCACUGGGUAUGAAAGACAUGGAUAUGCCACCUUGGAAAUGGGGAUUAUCUUCUUCGCUCAGACUGGAGUGGGGAUCCUGGGAAACUCCUCCCUCCUUUUUCUCUAUAACUUCUCUUUGCUCACUGGAUACAAGUUGAGACCCACAGAUCAGAUUGUCAGCCAACUGGUCUUAGCCAAUAACUUGGUCCUUUUCUCCAGAGGGAUCCCGCAGACCAUGGCAGCUUUUGGAUGGAAAUCUCUCCUAGAUGAUGCUGGAUGUAAACUUGUCUUCUAUUUACACAGAGUAGCCAGAGGAGUCUCUCUUGGCACCACCUGCCUUCUAAGUGGCUUCCAGGCCUUCAAGUUUUUCCCCAGAACCUCUUGGUGGUUGGACUUCAGAAACAGAUCCCCCAAAUACAUUGGCUUCUGUAGUUUCCUUUUAUGGAUCCUACAACUCUUGGUAAAUAUCCACCUUCUUAGGAAAGUUACUGGACCAAGGAGCAGCAAAAAUGCAAGUAUAAAAACGAACUAUGUAUACUGUUCCUCACACAAUCCAGAUAUAUUCAUCACCUUUUUCCAUGCAGUCCUGUUGCCUUCCAUUGAUCUUCUGUGUUUAGCCUUCAUGCUGUGGACCAGCGGGUCCAUGGUGCUUCUCCUGCACAGGCACAAGCGGCGCGUACAAUACCUUCACAGCCACAGCCUUUCCCCAAGACCUUCCCACGAGGCCAGAGCCACUCUCACCAUUCUGAUCCUGGUGACCUCCUUUGUCUUAUUUUAUUGUCUCUCUUCCAUUUUGACUCUGUGUGUUACUGUGACCGUGAACCCGAGGCAGUGGCUCACGGACACCGCUGUGCUAAUAGCUUCAUGUUUCCCAGCCUUCAGCCCCUUUGUGCUCAUCAGCAGUGAUGCCCGUAUCUCUCUGCUCUUUAAUUUCUGCACCAGAAAAAAUUAUUUUCCUAAUCUUAUUCAACAGCUAUAAGCCUUCUCAUUUCUGCAGUUGAACCAAUUUUUAAUUUAUAUUAAAAAAAAUUUUUUAUUAGGUGAUUAUCAGGUACCGUGUCCUGUAGAAGCUAUAAUUCUUAAUGGUAAAUAAGAAAUCUUUUUAAGAGAGCAAAAUAAACUACAGGUCUGUAUGAAAAGAAUGAAUUCCUUUUUAAUAAACAAAAAACUUGUAUAUGAGCUC